AUGGAAGUUGUAUUCCGUGUUAGAGAACAAGAGGCGAGAUAUGCUAAGCUAGCUGAGAGACAAAUGGAUUUGACUCGCUAUCCUCACCACCCGACUAUGGAAAGAGAGUCAUCUCCAGAAACACCACAAGCUUAUGAACAUUUAGAUGAUGACAUGUAUGUAGCAGAACAAGAUUCUGAACCUGACACUCCUCCUGGAUACUAUGAAUAUGGACAUAUACCCGUAGAUUAUCUUGAACCUGAAUACGAACCUACGCCUGAGGAUGAUCAUGUGCCGGAAUAUGAGCCUCUACCUGAAGAUGAACCCAUUCCUAAGUAUGAGCCUGAGACUCCUACUGGUUCACAAGAAAUUCAAUCUGAAGACAUGACUGACGUCAAGCCUGAACAACAACAACCUGCUGCAUCCGCUGAAUCAGUGGCCCCAAGAAAUGCUCCUCCGAGGAUCGAGCAUGCUCCUAAUCAGAACACGCAUGGGCAAGCCAUCGAUGCACUGCAACAUGAAGUCCAACAUAUACGCAACGAAACCUGUCCAAACCAGUACAUGCGUGAAAACCACUCCCCUAGGCUAGGAGACGCACGUCUCCACCUCUGUGGGACCACCCAUCUGCAUGUUACGGACAGGAGACGCACGUCUCCAUAUCCUGUCCCCCAGCAGACUGCCUGCCUGAGACGCGCAUCUCCCAAGGGCAGCAGCUGCUCUGCUUCGUUGACCACGCAGAGGCAUCACUUCUCCCUCUAA
This is a messenger RNA of Vicia villosa (hairy vetch), 738 nucleotides long. RefSeq lists its product as uncharacterized. Bases 1 to 738 code for a protein of 245 amino acids. The record is from RefSeq and is a predicted model, not a curated record. NCBI's taxonomy places the organism in Eukaryota, Viridiplantae, Streptophyta, Magnoliopsida, Fabales, Fabaceae. The transcript has 3 exons.